This is a messenger RNA of Ziziphus jujuba (common jujube), 1173 nucleotides long. RefSeq names its product lignin-forming anionic peroxidase. Gene Ontology annotation, molecular function: peroxidase activity; heme binding. The record is from RefSeq and is a predicted model, not a curated record. Bases 58 to 1014 code for a protein of 318 amino acids. Gene Ontology annotation, biological process: response to oxidative stress; hydrogen peroxide catabolic process. The transcript is spliced from 2 exons. NCBI's taxonomy places the organism in Eukaryota, Viridiplantae, Streptophyta, Magnoliopsida, Rosales, Rhamnaceae.
UGUAAUAUUUUCAUAUUCUUUCAUUUAGUACGUGAAAUUAAACACAGAGAUUCAUCCAUGGCCUCUCGAGCAUUUGUCCCAUCUGUUUUGUUGCUCUUAGCGUUUUUCAGCUCAACAUGCACGGCACAACUAUCUCCUUCAUUCUAUAACACAACCUGUCCUAAUGCUCUCAACACCAUCAGAACAACAAUUAGAAAUUCGAUUUCAACAGAACGUCGAAUGGCUGCUUCUCUCAUUCGUCUUCAUUUCCACGACUGCUUCGUUAAGGGUUGUGAUGGAUCAAUUUUACUUAAUGAAACUCCAACACUCAAAAGCGAAAAGAACACACUUGCUAAUAAGGAUUCAGCAAGAGGUUACGACGUCAUAGAGGCGGCUAAAUCUGCGGUGGAGAAGAUAUGUCCAGGUGUUGUAUCUUGUGCUGAUGUUCUUGCGGUUGCAGCACGCGAUGCUUCGGUUGCGGUUGGUGGUCCGACAUGGACGGUGAAGCUCGGAAGAAGAGAUUCCACUGCAGCAUAUCCAGACAUAGCAAACAGCGAUCUUCCUCGUUUCACGGACAGCCUUAACACUCUUGUAUCUAGAUUCGGUGGAAAAGGUCUAAGUGAAAGGGACAUGGUUGCCUUGUCGGGAUCACAUUCAAUUGGACAAGCUCAGUGCUUCACUUUCCGUGGUAGAAUCUACAACAAUGGAAGCGAUAUCGACGCUGGCUUCGCUGGCACUCGGAAACGCGGUUGUCUGGCUACCGGAGACGAUUCGAAGUUGGCUCCACUUGAUUUGGUGACACCAAAUCAACUGGACAAUAAUUACUUCAAGAACUUGCUUCAGAAGAAAGGACUUCUUCAAUCUGAUCAAGUUCUAUUCAGUGGAGGAUCAACGGACAGCAUUGUAUCUGGGUAUAGUAGGAACCCUUCAACUUUCUUGGCUGACUUUGCAUCUGCCAUGGUAAAAAUGGGAGAUAUUGAGCCUCUCACUGGUUCUGCUGGACAGAUUAGAAAGCUUUGCAGUGCUGUUAACUAGAUAACAUUUUUGUGUGUCUAUGUUACUAUUUCUUUAUGUUUGCCAAUUUCAUGUAUUCAUUUCUUAAAAAGUAUAUUCUUUAAUGUGGUCUGUAUUUCAAUUAAUUAUAAGCAUUUGUUUAAUUGUAAAAAGCACACAUUGUCUCAUAUUUGUAUUUGU